AUGCUUGAUGCCAAGAUCACAGGAGCCACUAAGGGCAAGCAUAAGUCAAUGGCAUACAAGUCAUUCAGUGGUGACAUGGAGGACAAGUUCCACUUGACCAUACAUGGCUGGCCACUAGACACUAUCACAAAUCCCUCGGAUAUCAAGAAUGUGCCCCAGCUUGCCAAGGUCCAUGAAGCACUCAAGGAUGGCAAGUGCUUCUUCCACAAGAUGACUGCGGCUGAGCUCCAGUGCUGA
Messenger RNA from Dacryopinax primogenitus, 237 nucleotides. RefSeq lists its product as uncharacterized. The coding region runs from base 1 to 237 and encodes 78 amino acids. The record is from RefSeq and is a predicted model, not a curated record. The transcript has 2 exons. NCBI's taxonomy places the organism in Eukaryota, Fungi, Basidiomycota, Dacrymycetes, Dacrymycetales, Dacrymycetaceae.